This is a messenger RNA of Euleptes europaea (tarantolino), 510 nucleotides long. It is a transcript of the gene MED21, whose product is annotated as mediator complex subunit 21. The transcript has 4 exons. NCBI's taxonomy places the organism in Eukaryota, Metazoa, Chordata, Lepidosauria, Squamata, Sphaerodactylidae. The record is from RefSeq and is a predicted model, not a curated record. The coding region runs from base 28 to 459 and encodes 143 amino acids. Gene Ontology annotation, molecular function: transcription coregulator activity. Gene Ontology annotation, biological process: regulation of transcription by RNA polymerase II. Gene Ontology annotation, cellular component: mediator complex.
GUGGGUCCGUCGAAGAAGGCAGAAGCCAUGGCCGAUCGCCUAACUCAACUUCAGGACGCCGUGAAUUCGCUUGCAGAUCAGUUUUGUAAUGCGAUUGGAGUCUUGCAGCAGUGUGCCCCGCCUGCAUCUUUUAGCAACAUACAAACUGCAAUAAACAAAGACCAACAAGCUAAUCCAACAGAAGAAUAUGCCCAGCUGUUUGCCGCUUUGAUUGCCAGAACUGCUAAGGAUAUUGAUGUUUUAAUAGAUUCAUUGCCUAGUGAAGAAUCCACAGCUACGUUACAGGCUGCCAGUCUAUAUCGCUUGGAGGAAGAAAACCAUGAAGCGGCAGCACGCCUGGAAGAGGUGGUUUAUCGCGGGGAUCUGCUCUUGGAGAAGAUACAGAGUGCCUUAGCUGACAUAGCCCAGUCACAGCUGAAGACCAGAAGCAGCAGUUGUAGCCAGCCUGGUCCAGAUUAACAGCGGCAGGUGGCAGGACUUCACUGUGGAAUUCAGUCCUCUGGCAUGUAU